AUGUCUCUCAAGCUCCACACUGCUGUCGCUCUCGCUCUCUCCCUCGUCGCCGGAAAGGCUGCUGCUGCUCCGUCGCUGCAGGAGUUGCGUGGCUGCUCGAACCAGCUGUUCACCCAGGGCAACCUUUACACCUUGAGCUCUGCUCGAACUAAUGAAGGGCUCGUCCAAUGUGAUUACCUCUAUCGUAACCCAGAGGACCAAACCACCGCAGAGGCCCACUGCUGGUACGAUAAAACUGGCAAUCUCGUUCGUCUCCCCGACACCCCUGUCCCGGGCAUUGACAGCGACGAGCGUUGCGCGACUAUUCUCGUCCCAGCUGGGUUCUACAGACUCAGAACCUCAGAGGACGGCAAGUGCGUCACCGCGAUGGGUGAGGGCAGUGGCGCCGUCGAGCUCCAAGAGUGUGCCACAGAUAUCUGGUCCAACGCGAAGCAGAUCUGGCACCCCCAGGGCUCGACUCUCCAGGUUGCUGGAACUGCUUUUGACUGCCUCGAAGUCCCCGAGAGCACCUCCGCGAAUGGCAUGAAUCUCAGGAUCGCGGCGUGCAAUGCUGCGAGCGCGAACCAGCAAUUCGAGCACUUGCCCGAGAAGUGGUUUGUUGCUAUUCCAAAUGAGAAGAUCACCUGGUUGGGAGACUCGAGCCAGUGCUUGGAUAUUCCCAAUGGGCAGGCUGCUGAUGGAACUCCUGUCCAGCUCAAGGAUUGCGAUGACAAUCGCGCUACUCAGACCUGGUACUUGCAACCUGUGUAA
Molecule: messenger RNA, 750 nt
Organism: Coprinopsis cinerea okayama7#130
Lineage: Eukaryota; Fungi; Basidiomycota; Agaricomycetes; Agaricales; Psathyrellaceae
Exons: 5
Coding region: 1-750 (249 amino acids)
Source: RefSeq, a predicted model, not a curated record